AUGAGCCCAGGAGUUUUCCUCCUCCUGGGCCUCCUCAUCCUCAGGGCAGAGCCGAGCGUGACACCAGAGAAGGGUGGGGACUCCCAGAAACCGGGGAAGUGUCCACGGGACUUCAUGCGCUGCUUGCGCCUGGAGUCCCCACUCUGUGCCAAUGACUCCAGCUGCCCUGCUGGGCUCAAGUGCUGCCACUGGGAGUGCCGGCUCCGCUGCAUCCCCCCGGCAGAAGAGAAGCCCGGUGCCUGCCCGGCAGCAGCCCCCGAGGGGCUCGUUGCCCCCUGCUCCUUCCCCUGCCUGGAGGACAAGGACUGCCUGGGAGCGCAGAAGUGCUGCCCGCUGGGCUGCGGCUCUGCCUGCCUGGAGCCGGCGCAGGACCAGCCCAAGCCCAGCCAGGGCCCCACGGUGCAGCCAGGACCAUUCCGGGAGCGGUGCCGAGGUGACGGUGACUGCCCCGACGCGCAGAAAUGCUGCAACAGCAGCUGCGGCCACCGGUGCCUGCCGGGAGUGCCGGCCGAGGACACCAGCCCUGUCCCAGUGACUCAAAGGUCACUGCAGCACCAGUGGGGAUGCCUCAAGGACGAGGACUGUCCCCCGUUCCACGUGUGCUGUCACCAGCUGUGCACCAGGCACUGUGUGGCCAACAGGCAAGGGAAGGAUGGAUUCUGCCCAGUCCGUGCUGGGCUGUUCCCCAGUUACGACUGCAGAGCCUGGUGCUGGCACGAUGGCGAGUGUCCUCGCGAGGAGAAGUGCUGCCUCCGUGGCUGCGACUACGUCUGCCUGCCCCCAUCCCAAGAGAAACCAGGCAUCUGCCCACUGGCUGAGGAGGCUCCGCUGGCCCCGUGUGGCACCCCCUGCACCAAGGACUGGCAGUGCCCGGGCGCUGAGAAGUGCUGCAGCAGCAGCAGAUGUGGCAGCGUGUGCUCAGCCCCGGAACCAGAAAAACCCGGUGAGUGCCCAAAGGUGAGGCCACAACACGCAUCGGAGCCGUGCACGGAGAUGGACUCCUGCACCCACGACAGGGACUGCUCCCGGCAGGAGAAGUGCUGCUUCUCUGGCUGCGCCAUGCGCUGCACCCGCCCUGCCCAAGAGCACCCCGGGGAGUGCCCCCGGGCAGGGCCGUGCUGGGACCUGCGGCGGCGGCAGCGCGGGAGCCAGUGCCUGGAUGACAGCGUCUGCCGGCGAGAGGAGAAGUGCUGUGACACCGGCUGCGGCCGGGAGUGCGUCGCCGUGCCCAGAGGCAGCGGGGACAAAGCUGAUGGCCGGUGUGUGGAGGAGUGCCAGGCUGAUUCACAGUGUCCCCGCGGGCAGAGGUGCACCAGCAUUGGCUGUGGCCACAUCUGCAUGGACAUCCCUGGAGAGCAGGACACUGUGGCUGUGCCCCAGCCGAGGGCUGAGCAGUGCUCGGAGGAGUGCGAGGCCGACUCACAGUGUCCCUGGGGACAGAGGUGCACCCGCACCUCCUGCGGCCGUGUCUGCGUGGACACUCCUGGAGGUGAGGCACGGGACACCCAGUGUUGCCCCAGGAGAUGCAGAGAUGGAGUGUGCCCCGUGCCUGGGGGCGGUGGGACCUGCCUGGACCUGUGCAGCCUCGAUGAGGAAUGUCCCUGGGGCCACAAGUGCUGCAGCAACGGCUGUGGCCACGUCUGCACGAGGGUGUCUGGUGGUAAGGAGGCCGAUGGCCACCAUGAAGGGGGCCAGCACCAGGGCUAA
This is a messenger RNA of Pyrgilauda ruficollis (rufous-necked snowfinch), 1707 nucleotides long. Its product is annotated as keratin-associated protein 10-4-like. Gene Ontology annotation, molecular function: peptidase inhibitor activity. The record is from RefSeq and is a predicted model, not a curated record. The coding region runs from base 1 to 1707 and encodes 568 amino acids. The transcript is spliced from 12 exons. Gene Ontology annotation, cellular component: extracellular region. Lineage: Eukaryota; Metazoa; Chordata; Aves; Passeriformes; Passeridae.